AUGAGCUCCCUGAGCUUGCGGAGCCUUGCUCCUGCAUCCAAGAUCUCUCGUGCUCUGAGAAAUCAGAGACGUCUUUUUUCAUCCACACGGCCCGCAGCUCGGAUAAUCGCAAACCAGCCGCUUCGCGCAAAGGAGGCCACUGGAUACAUCUCGCAAAAGUACCCGGUUAUUGACCAUGAGUACGAUGCUGUCGUCGUUGGCGCCGGAGGUGCUGGUUUGCGCGCGGCCUUUGGCCUGGCGGAAGCUGGUUUCAACACCGCCUGUGUGACCAAGCUCUUCCCCACGAGAAGUCACACUGUCGCAGCCCAGGGUGGUAUCAACGCCGCUCUUGGAAACAUGCACGAGGACGACUGGAGAUGGCACAUGUACGAUACAGUGAAGGGCUCUGACUGGCUCGGUGACCAGGAUGCUAUCCACUACAUGACGAGAGAGGCACCAGCCAGUGUGCGUGAACUGGAGGGCUACGGCUGCCCCUUCUCUCGAACCGAGGAUGGACGCAUUUACCAGCGUGCUUUCGGUGGUCAGUCUCAGAAAUACGGCAAGGGUGGCCAGGCCUACCGAUGCUGUGCUGUUGCCGACCGAACUGGCCAUGCUCUUCUCCACACCCUUUAUGGCCAGUCUCUUCGUCACAACACCAACUACUUCAUCGAGUACUUCGCGCUGGAUCUUCUGAUGGAAGAUGGUGAGUGCCGAGGUAUCAUCGCCUACAACCAGGAGGAUGGUACUCUGCACCGCUUCAAGGCUCACCACACUGUCCUGGCUACUGGUGGAUAUGGACGAGCUUACUUCAGCUGCACAUCUGCGCACACCUGCACCGGUGACGGUAUGGCAAUGGUUGCCCGUGCCGGUCUUCCCAACCAGGAUCUCGAGUUCGUCCAGUUCCACCCCACUGGUAUCUACGGUGCCGGAUGUCUGAUCACCGAGGGAUCUCGUGGUGAGGGUGGUUAUCUGCUGAACUCGGAGGGUGAGCGUUUCAUGGAGCGAUACGCGCCCACUGCGAAGGACCUUGCUUCUCGUGACGUCGUCUCCCGAGCCAUGACUAUGGAGAUUCGUGAGGGUCGUGGUGUCGGCCCCGAGAAGGACCACAUCUAUCUCCAGCUCAGCCAUCUGCCGGCCUCGCUGCUGCGUGAGCGUCUGCCUGGUAUCUCGGAGACUGCCGCGAUUUUCGCUGGUGUCGAUGUCACCAAGGAGCCCAUCCCUGUCCUGCCCACCGUUCACUACAACAUGGGUGGUAUCCCUACCCGCUACACGGGUGAGGUGUUGACUCUUGACGAGAACGGCAACGACAAGGUCGUUCCUGGUCUGUAUGCUUGCGGUGAGGCUGCUUGUGUGUCCGUCCACGGCGCCAACCGUCUGGGAGCCAACUCGUUGCUUGACCUUGUUGUUUUCGGCCGUGCUGUCUCCCACCGUGUCCGUGAUACCUCGUCCCCUGGAAAGCCUCACAAGGAACUCAGCCCCGACGCUGGCGCGCAGUCGAUCAAGGACCUCGACUUUGUCCGCACGGCCGAUGGUCCCAAGUCGACGUUUGAGAUUCGUAACGCGAUGCAGAAGGCGAUGCAGACAGACGUCAGCGUCUUCCGGACGCAGGAGAGCUUGGACGAGGGUGUGAGAAAGAUCAAGGAGAUUGACGCCAUGUUCAAGCAAGUUGGUACCAAGGACCGCAGCAUGAUCUGGAACUCUGACCUCGUCGAAACCCUUGAGCUGAGGAACCUGCUGACCUGCGCUACGCAAACCGCACAUGCUGCCGCUAACCGCAAGGAGUCUCGUGGUGCCCAUGCCCGUGAGGACUACCCUGAACGUGAUGACGAGAACUGGAUGAAGCACACCUUGACUUGGCAGAAGCAGCCUCACGGCCCGGUUGAAAUCGGCUACCGUGCCGUGCAGUCCAAGACGUUGGACGAGAAUGAAUGCAAGUCUGUGCCACCAUUCAAGCGUGUGUACUAG
Messenger RNA from Rasamsonia emersonii CBS 393.64, 1944 nucleotides. RefSeq names its product Succinate dehydrogenase (ubiquinone). Gene Ontology annotation, molecular function: flavin adenine dinucleotide binding; electron transfer activity; succinate dehydrogenase (quinone) activity. The transcript is spliced from 6 exons. Lineage: Eukaryota; Fungi; Ascomycota; Eurotiomycetes; Eurotiales; Trichocomaceae. Gene Ontology annotation, biological process: tricarboxylic acid cycle; mitochondrial electron transport, succinate to ubiquinone. The record is from RefSeq and is a predicted model, not a curated record. The coding region runs from base 1 to 1944 and encodes 647 amino acids.